Hansenula ciferrii is the source of this 771-nucleotide messenger RNA. RefSeq names its product Ber1p (gene BER1). The record is from RefSeq and is a predicted model, not a curated record. Gene Ontology annotation, biological process: microtubule-based process. Lineage: Eukaryota; Fungi; Ascomycota; Saccharomycetes; Phaffomycetales; Wickerhamomycetaceae. Gene Ontology annotation, cellular component: nucleus; cytoplasm. The transcript has a single exon. The coding region runs from base 1 to 771 and encodes 256 amino acids.
AUGACAGAAUUUGUCAAGGUAAAAACGAGGAGAGGUGUUAAUGGAAUAUUAGAUCCAGAAAUCACCAAUGAAUCUAAUCAAUCAACAUUAAAAGAAAGUUUAGAAAAAAAGAAGCAAAUUGUACUUGAAUCGCAAUUAUAUGAAGAAAUUAUUCAAUCGCUACAUCCUCAUAAAUUUACAAAGAUACGAUGUGUUGCUUUAGGAUCACCAAGUCAAGAAGAACCAGCAUUAUAUCAAUUAUCAUUAUUACAAUCAUUAGCUUCAAAAUUUAAUAUAGAUUCCAAAAAUAUCUCAAUUUAUGACCCAGUUUUUUCAAAAUUAGACAAAGCUGUAUUUGAAUCAUGGAAUUAUGAAAUAUCAGAAUCUUAUGAUUCUCUAAAUCCAAAUGAUGUACUGUUCUUUUUACCUCAUGCUCCACUAAACUUAACAAAUCAUAUCAUAUCAACCAAUAAUCCAAAACUUUUAUUAGCAAAUAAUAUUCUUACACAUACAGAUCGUCUUACCAAAUCAGAGUUAUUUGUUAAAUAUCCACUGUUAUCUAAAUUAUCAAGUUUAAUAACUAUUAAUAAAAAUGAAUCUAAUAAUGAUGGUUUUGAAGCUGUGGUUAAGAAAAAAACUAGAAAGCAAAAGAACAAAUUUAUAGAACCAACCAUAGAUAAUUCUAAAGUUGAAUCAUAUUUUUCAAGCAUAGAUAUCAUAUCAUUUAAAGAGUUUGAAAAUGGUCAAUGGGCCAAUUCAUUCACUGACUUAGCAUUCCAUAGCAUAUUAUAA